Messenger RNA from Acanthamoeba castellanii str. Neff, 1053 nucleotides. Its product is annotated as Longevityassurance protein (LAG1) domain containing protein. Gene Ontology annotation, biological process: ceramide biosynthetic process. The record is from RefSeq and is a predicted model, not a curated record. Gene Ontology annotation, cellular component: membrane. NCBI's taxonomy places the organism in Eukaryota, Discosea, Longamoebia, Acanthamoebidae. Gene Ontology annotation, molecular function: sphingosine N-acyltransferase activity. The transcript is spliced from 7 exons. Bases 1 to 1053 code for a protein of 350 amino acids.
AUGGCUUCAUCGCCGCACGUGUUCUCCACGGUAGAAAUCUUUGCCGGACGCGUCGUCCCCCAUGGCUACUACAAGAUGAUCCAUCGCGAUUCGUGGUUUGGUGAUUCGGCGUUCUACCUUCGCAUGCUGGGGUUUGCCGUCUUCUUUACCUUCCUUCGCCUUGCGGUUGCUCGCUGGGUCGUCAAGCCAUUGGGCAAGCCCCUGAACCUCAAGGCUUCCAAUUAUACCAAACUGGAGGAGGCCAUCAUGCAGGUGGGGUUCUACACUUGGGGGUGGUCCUACAAUGCCGCCUACCUGUUCAAGCAAGAUUGGUUUUGGAACCCCAUCGUCAGCUUCCUCGACAACUUCCCUCGCCAGGCCAAUGAGUACGCCAUCUUCCAUCUCCCGAAGCAGGAUUGGCGCCACGGCACCACUCGCCUGACAAUUGGGUGGUACUUGCACGGCGUUUAUACCCACUUCUUCCUCGACACGAAGAAGAGCGAUUUCGCCAUCAUGAUCGUGCAUCACGUUGUGACGCUGUCUCUCCUCUACGGUGCCUACGUCGUCGGUUACUUCCGCGUCGGCAUGCUGGUGAUGUUCAGCAUGGACGUGUGCGACACAUUCCUCUACUCGGCUAAGAUCCUCAAGAUCGUCAAGUCCGGCGGUAAGGUCGACUAUCCCGCGGCUGUGUACUACAUUGGCUUCGGCAUGAUCCCUGUCUCCUGGUUCUUCUUCCGACUGGUCUAUUUCCCGUUCGUGGUGAUGCGAACGACGGCCAUCGACGGGCUCAUUGCUUCGGGCUAUGACAACGCCGACGGAUGGGCACCCUUCAACAUCCUCCUGCUCAUUCUUCUCUGUCUCAACACUUGGUGGUUCUCCAUCAUCGUGAAGAUCAUGUGGCGAUCGAUCACGUCCCAAAGCCUCCAAGCGCUCGAUGAUAUCAGAGAAAAGGAAGCAAACGCCGAACUCUUGGCCAACAAGGAGGCCUGCAGCGGAGGCGAGAAGCACACCACGCACCAAAAGCGUGCAUCCAGCGAGCAGAACACGAAGAAGACGCCAAAGAAGAAUCAGUAG